Molecule: messenger RNA, 912 nt
Organism: Clonostachys byssicola
Lineage: Eukaryota; Fungi; Ascomycota; Sordariomycetes; Hypocreales; Bionectriaceae
Source: the annotation of a GenBank genome assembly
AUGUCUUGGCCAUUUUCAACUUUGGAUAAACUCGUGGUAGUGACCGGAGGAGGGUCAGGGAUUGGGCUUUCUUAUGCUGUCCUCGCUGUGGCGAACGGAGCCAAGUCAGUCAUUAUUGGAGAUAUAGCACUGACAGAUGAAGCCCAGAAGAUUGUUGCCGAAACAUCAAACCUAUCAUUCCAACACUGUGAUGUUACUCAAUGGGCCGACUUGCAACGUUUAAUUGAUGUUUGCGUCACCAAAUUCGGUGACGUUCCAGAUAUUUAUGUGGCAUCCGCGGGCGUUUUCGAACCAGCGUAUUCCAACUUCUGGGAAGAUCCUGAGCCACUUGAGACCAAUGGGUACAAGCAUGUCGACAUCAACGUCAACCAUCCAAUAAAGUUUACAAGACUUGCAAUGAGAGCGCUUCUUGGAAAACAAAAACAGGGUGUCGUGGCCCUUGUCUCCUCCAUUGCUGGAUACAGCAAGCAGUAUCCAGCUCCCAUCUAUAGCGCAACAAAACAUGCCGUGGUUGGAUUUACGAGGAGUCUGGGUGAUGCACAGAGACUCCAGGGCGUCAAGGUCAUUAGUAUCUGUCCAGGAAUUGUAAGUACUCCCAUUUGGACAACAGGCACACCAGGCUCUGGGGAAAGAUUUGGUAUUGUCGAAGAUAAUACGAUCACACCGGAAGUGGUUGCAAAGACAAUAAGCGAGGGUAUCGAGUCUCCUGAGUAUCCCGGCGGAACAAUCCUUGAGGUAUCUAAAUUAGGGACCAGAGUCGUGCCGGAGUGGUUUAUCCAGCCCCCGGGUAUGGUUGAUGGUAAAAUGCCAGAGGGAACUGAUGUCCCAGAGCACAUGAUCGUCAAGUCUCUGGCGCCGAUCAUGAACGUCACAGAGAGGGAGAGGGGUAAUAUGGCCUAUCGCCACGAAUAA